Paramuricea clavata is the source of this 2077-nucleotide messenger RNA. The record is from the annotation of a GenBank genome assembly. Lineage: Eukaryota; Metazoa; Cnidaria; Anthozoa; Malacalcyonacea; Plexauridae.
AUGGAUUAUAUUACACGGCUUAGUAAACUUUUACUGGACAAGGGAACUAAAGCUUUAAGAGUUACUUUGGAUGAUAUUCAUAAUCCUGCUAAACUACCUGGAAUUCUUAAUGCCAAAAAGAUAGAACUUUUAAAGUUAAAGCCUCUAGUUAUCAAUGAUACCCAAUGGGAUUUACUGUUCCCUCCGACCGGUAACCCACCAGACUCAAAAACCUUUGAUGUCACAUUACUUAGUGUUCUUUUACGGAACAUCUGUGGUUUGCCCCAUCCUAAAGCAUCAAUUUGGAAAAACAUGCCUCCAGACAAGGAUAGAACCAAAGUAGCAAAUAUCACAAGAGUCAGGGUGUUCAGAAAUCAAGUUGCCCACGCGUGCCCAACCGAAAUUGAUGAAGCAAAAUUUGAGAAUUUAUGGCAAAAAAUAUCUGAGUCAUUGGUUGACCUAAAGAUUCCAAAACAAGAAAUUGAUGAUUCAAAAACCAGUCCUUUGACUACCGAAGAGGAAAUCUAUGUGCAGAAUCUUAAAAAAAUUGCCUUACAAGAAGAAGAAUCUAAAAAUAUGCUUGAUGAUCUUAUUGCAAAAGUCAAAAGGAUCGAGCAACAACUCUCACAUAAUGAAAGAAAAAUUGACAGUGUGGAGGAACAACGAUUGCGAAAAUUUGCAAAGCAAGAAUUCAGGAGUUUAAUAAGACGGAAGGUCCAGUAUUUCCACCCUGGCACAAGAGAUUGGCUACUUAAGAAAGUUGAAAGUUGGUUUACAGCAGGAGAUGAAUCAAUACUGCUGCUUAUAACUGCCGGGCCUGGUUUUGGCAAGAGCGUGUUCGCGGCAAAAUUGUGCGACCUCUUCGAAGAAAAGAACAAAUUGGCAGCCUGCCAUUUUUGCGAAUUCUUGAAUUCAAAUUUAGGAGAUCCUGUGAUGUUGCUUGAGUCUCUCGCAAGUCAAAUGUGUGAAAAUGUCCCGGGUUAUAAAGAAAAGCUUCUCGAUCAACUAAGGCGACACAAUGAAACAGGUAAUCUUAAUGAAACGUUUCAAAUUUAUUUACAAAAUCCACUUGAUGAUUUGAAAGGAGAAACCAGAUUGAUUGUAAUCGAUGGAUUGAAUGAAAGAGCAAGCGAUGAUAAAAACAAAAUGGCGAACUUGAUUGCUCGCAAAUUUCCAUGUCUUUCAAAGUGUGUGAAAAUCCUGGUGACCAGCAGACCUGAGCGUGAUCUACAAACACUGAACUGCAUUCAAAUUGUUCGAAUUGAGGAGUACAAGGAGGAGAAUAACUCAGAUCUUCUACAAUAUUUAAACGAUUGCCUUCCCAGUCUUGCAGCCAAAGAUGAAAUUGAUGCACCAAAGCAUGAUCAUCACCAUUCUAUCUUCCUUUCCGCUAUUGUUGAAAAGUGCGAAGGUUCGUUUCAGUAUGCGUUUCAUGCUCAGGACGAGUUAGGAAAACGCAAGGAUCUUGAUACCAUGACGUUCGAAGAGAUUUUGUCUUUUGCUCCUAAAGGAAUGGAUGUUGUGUACGAAGAAUACUUCGACUGCCUUCAGGCUGAGCUUGAAGCUGUAACGAAUGAGAAGCCUGAUCUGCUUAAGCUCCUGGAAUUGCUUGUAGCUUCCGAAACUCCAAUUCCUCUCACGUUCGUAGCUCGGGUUCUUAAUUUAGUUCCUGAUAGUGUUGAAAUGAGAAAUAUCAUUACCCAAGUAAACCGAGCCAUAUCGUGCUUGUUGUAUGUUUGGGAUGACUUGGUAACCUUUUCCCACAAUUCGAUAUAUGAUUGGCUUUUGGGAAAAGGCUAUUGCAAUCUCAAGUAUACUGUGAAAAUCAGUGAUAGCUACAACCGGUUGCGUCAAUUGUGCAUGCAAGUUGUGAGGGAAAUAGAAGACGAACUUAGAUGGGGAUACGAACCCAACAUAACAAGCGAGGUGAAGUAUGUUAUGGAUUUCAUAAAUGACUAUGAAUAUCUCAUGGCCCGGAAAACGAAGAUUGAUAAUCCGAUGCAACCACAAACCUCUCAGUCUGUAUUACGGCAACGGGAAGACGUAGAAACCAUCAAAAGUCCAGAGAAAGCUCCUAAUUUAAGCGGGAAAAGAAAAU